Molecule: messenger RNA, 1416 nt
Organism: Fusarium sp. VM40
Lineage: Eukaryota; Fungi; Ascomycota; Sordariomycetes; Hypocreales; Nectriaceae
Source: the annotation of a GenBank genome assembly
AUGUUGCCAGCAAUGAACCGCUUCGCACGCAUCGCGCUAGCCGUGGUUGCUGUGCUCUUCGUCUUUGCUAUAUUGGUCUCUUACCAAGGACCCGAGAGCUUUAAGGAUCACCUACCGAGCGCUGACUGGCAUUGGCCGUCCAAAGGCGGCAACACCACCAUCGACGAACCAGAGAAGCCCACUGACGCUGCCGGUGCUGUUGGUGCUGGAGAGGAGGAUCUUGAGCAGGACAAAGAUCCCAACACUGACAUCUCCUACGACUUGACGAGAGCGCCUACACCGGGCUGUGAGAACAUCGUCAACGACCUCCAACAACGUCUCAUCCACGCCUACCAGAAGAGGUUCGCUGGAAUUCGCUAUGCCAACAUCUGGGGUUACCUUGAGACCGAGAACAAGGGUGAUGCAGCUAUUUGGUCUGCCCAGCAGAUUCUGUUGAGCAUCCUUGGAAUUGAGACUAUGGAAGCCUGCCGCUUCAUGUACAAGGACUGCGACAUUGCAAAGUUCCGCAGAAAGCUCGAGGAGCACCGUCCCCAUUCUGGUAUCAUCAUGGCCGGUGGUGGCAACUUCAACGAUUACUACUGGGAGGACCAACCUUCACGAAUGAACAUGAUUGAGAACUUCCAGAACAUCUCCAUCCGAGCUUUCCCCCAAAGUAUCUACAUGACCAACCCCGAGAGGAUUGAGAAGACCCGCAAGUCUUUCACUAAGCACCACGACUUGCAACUGGCUGCCCGUGAUAAGCCCAGCUAUGACUGGCUCAUGGACAACUUUGGCCAGACUGAGGGCAUUCAGAGCGAUCUUGUUCCUGACAUUGCCUUCAUGUGGGGUAACCGAUCUGAUUUCCGACACAACACCAAGAAGACCCAUGACAUCCUGAUUCUUGCCCGAAAGGACGCCGAGAUUUCAGACGGUGACUCCGGCGACAUCGAGUUUGGCGAGGGCAAGGUUGAUCUGGGUGGCAGCAUCGGCAACGUAACAUACAAUAAGGUCGACUGGAAGUUCACCAAGACACCAUCCAUCGAUAACGACAACGAGCGCGAGCAGGGUAAGAACCAACGUGCUUGGGCCAAGUCGAUGGCCGGCUUCGACCUCUUGGGAUCGGCUCACUUCGUCAUCACCGACAGACUUCACGGCCACAUUCUCUCUACAGUCAUCGGCGUUCCUCAUGUGCUGAUGGACAGUAAGUUGGGUAAGAACCUCAACUUCCACAACACUUGGACGCGCGACUGCGGCUGCACAAAGAUCACAAAGUCCAUCGACUCGGCCUUUGAUGUUGCUCGCAUGUACUUCGAGCAGGAGGUCAAGGACGGCCUAAGGGCUGCUGACGACCCCAAGCCCACACCCGUACCUACUCCCAACGCGGAGGCUCCCAAGGAGAGCGAGAAGGCUGCCGCCGCCGCCGAUACAUCGUCAUGA